Messenger RNA from Monosiga brevicollis MX1, 897 nucleotides. RefSeq lists its product as uncharacterized. The record is from RefSeq and is a predicted model, not a curated record. The transcript has 5 exons. Gene Ontology annotation, cellular component: preribosome, large subunit precursor; nucleolus; nucleus. Gene Ontology annotation, biological process: ribosomal large subunit biogenesis; ribosome biogenesis; endonucleolytic cleavage in ITS1 to separate SSU-rRNA from 5.8S rRNA and LSU-rRNA from tricistronic rRNA transcript (SSU-rRNA, 5.8S rRNA, LSU-rRNA). Bases 1 to 897 code for a protein of 298 amino acids. NCBI's taxonomy places the organism in Eukaryota, Choanoflagellata, Craspedida, Salpingoecidae. Gene Ontology annotation, molecular function: catalytic activity; RNA binding; protein binding.
AUGGCGUGCGACCUGCAAAUUCCCAAAAAGUUUCACAGUGACCUCAUUGGUCAUGGCGGCUCCGUCAUCCGGCGCUUGGAGAGCAGCUUCAGCGUCAACGUGACAAUUCCCAAUCGCGACGUGAGUAGCUGCAACGAGCGUGAUCCUACCCACCAACCCCAGGAGCAACUGCCCGUGCUCAUUCGUGCCGCUGGCCUGCCAAGCUUUCAGCGCUUCCUGACGUAUCUGGAUUCAGCCGAGCAUACCGCUGAGAUCUGUGUCUUCACGAUCUCAGACGAUCGCAUCUACGAAACCAUCAUGCGUCUUCAUGCCCACGGCGUCAAGGUGCGCGUCAUUACUGACGACGAAUGCAUGACAAACCAGGGCAGCGAUAUCCUCAAAUUGCGAAACGCUGGUAUUCCAGUUCGCACGGAUCACAGCGAGUAUCAUAUGCAUCAUAAGUUUGCCGUUCUGGAUAGCAAGGUCAUUCUUACAGGCAGCUUCAACUGGACUUAUGGUGCCGCAACCCAUAAUCAAGAGAACAUUUGCAUUUCCAACGAGCCUCAACUGGUUGUGGUAUUUGUGAGCAAUUUUUGUGGUGAUUUGGUCUUGGUCUGUGUCUUGACCACCUCGCAAGCCUGCAUCAAGGUGGGCGCUGCCCUUCGCCGAGCCGAAAAGGAGAAGCGCGACUACUACACCGGUUUCAACCAUGGAAAAACUCUGAUCGUCCCUGCGGCGAUGACGAGAACCGGUGGGUUCGCCUCCUCCUUUGUGGAUCUGCUUGGUCAGCUCGCCCGCUGCGCCGAGGCCCGUGGUGUGUACCAGCCGGGGCUGGACGAGGCCUUUGUUCCUCGGUGGAAGGGUCGCUUCGCGGCGCUGGUCCAUCAGAUGAACGCUGGUCCAUCAGAUGAACGCUGA